This is a messenger RNA of Lactuca sativa (garden lettuce), 945 nucleotides long. RefSeq lists its product as uncharacterized. The record is from RefSeq and is a predicted model, not a curated record. NCBI's taxonomy places the organism in Eukaryota, Viridiplantae, Streptophyta, Magnoliopsida, Asterales, Asteraceae.
CGUUUUUUUGACCCAAUUUAUGUUUUUUGGCGUGGAAAGUGGAAUUGCCAGCCGUAUCCGUCCGUCGCCGACGUCCACCCAUCCGCCAGAAAAAUUGCGAGAUGCUUUACUUUCACUGAUUGCCACUCCAGCCGUCCACAUCUACCAAUUACAGUUCAAUAAAUUCAUUGCGAUCUUCAAAUUUCAUCGCCACAACACAAUUGUUGUCGUUGAUGUAUGAGGGUUUUGGAAGAUCUAUACGAUUAACAGCGAGAGGGGGGAGUUUGUUUCCGUUUUUGUAAUGGACGAGGUGAUCACAGCGGCUGAUGCGUCUUCCAGUCUCCGUUCUUACUCAUCAGAAUCCUCCGUUUUGCCGUCCAAUCUCCCUCUUCUUUCUGCUUUUCUGUCAUUGUUUAUCGCUCAGUUUCUUAAAGUGUUUACCCAUUGGUUCAAAGAGAGGAAAUGGGAUACAAGAAGGAUGCUUAGCUCAGGUGGCAUGCCAUCAUCACAUUCUGCAACUGUUACAGCUCUUGCUGCAUGCAUAGGUUUACAAGAGGGCACUGGUUCAUCAUCAUUUGCCAUUGCAGUGGUUCUUUCAUGUGUUGUAAUGUAUGAUGCAACUGGUGUUAGACUUCAUGCUGGUCGACAAGCUGAGUUAUUGAAUCAAAUUGUCUGUGAGUUGCCUCCAGAACAUCCACUUUCCAAUGUCAGACCUCUACGAGAUUCACUUGGUCACACUCCAUUGCAGGUUGCAGCAGGUGCAGUCCUGGGAAUAGUGAUGGCUUUUAUAAUGAAAAUUUCAGCCUAACACUUCAUUCAUCAUAUGUUUCUUUGUUUAUGCUCCAUUAUUUAAAAUCAACUUUCCAAGAUAACAAGCUUCUUUUUGACUCUACUUCUUGUAUCAUGAAACACAUUGUCAAAACUUUGUCUAGUUUCAACUUUGAAUUCAUGAUAUAUUUCCUAUUA